This is a messenger RNA of Cuscuta europaea, 18552 nucleotides long. The record is from the annotation of a GenBank genome assembly. Lineage: Eukaryota; Viridiplantae; Streptophyta; Magnoliopsida; Solanales; Convolvulaceae.
AGUUUAAAAUGGCAGGAAACACUAAAACACAAAUCGAUGAUGCCAUCUACCCCCAAGGAAAAUGGAUCAAGGUGUUGGACAACAAUUUCCAGCUAGACCUCACCGUCUUCAAGUGACAGAACCCGAUCAUUCCGGCCAUAAUGAAAGGUCACUAUCUCUGGCCUGCACUUCACAACGCCAAACCAGUGCCAGAGAUAUACCUACAACAAUUUUGGGGCCACAUGCAUACUGAAUCAGCGAAGGAUCGCUCCAAAAUCAAGACUAAACUGAAUGGCAUGCGCGUAAUCCUGACGCCAUCAACACUGCGAUCUACACUAGCGCUGCCAGUUCACGACACGUAUGAUGCACUGCCAUCCAUCCCUGAUCUGCUCAAAGACGUGGCAUCUCUCGGCUACACCUCACUACUGCCACAACUGUCAAACUUCAACGGAGCCUAUCUCCAUCACCCGUGGAAGAGUCUAUUCGGACUGGUGAAUAAAUGCUUGUCGCCAAAGCAUGCCGGGUUUGACAAAUGCAACAAGCAGAUCCUGCUAAUCUUUCACGGCAUUGCAUUCAACAAAAACUACGACAUGGCACAGCUCUUCUUCUCAGAGCUCAUGGACCUGGUCAAAGCAAAGGAGAAAAAUAGGCCAGGUACCAUUCCGUACGCAAGAUGGCUCGGGCUAAUCAUACACGACUGCAUGGCAGAGCACGCUUCCAUACCAAAACGCAGUUCGGAUCCUCAUGAGGGGGAGAACAAGCGACCUCGAUCACUUGAGCAAACUGCCCUACCAAGCCAAACUCCACAGCCCAUCCAACCCGAAACCUCGACAAACCAACAGCCACCACCCACAGCCAACUUAUCUAGCAUGGUCGAGCUAGAAAUAACAUCCCGAGGCGUAUCUCCCAGAGAUACCAACCGAGGAGGGGAUGGAAGUCCUGAUGAUGUUACCACUGGUACAUCUUCUGCAUCAGGCCAUCAGUUGGAACCUAGUUCUAAGCUGAUGUCAACGGGCAAUCCAAGAGAACCCGGUAGUGUUACUCAGGAACACUCACCGCCUCAAAAACAACAAAGAGUUCCAUAUAUUUCCCCAGGCAAAGACAUCCAUGAUGCACUGGAGGAGGCGGUGAUAUAUGACAAAUGGCCGAGAUAAUGGACAGAAUGGGAUGAUCUUCGGAAUGAGGCUGAACAAGAAGACAUGCAAAGAAAUUGGUGGCUACGAGAGCUAAUUAACAAAUGCUCUGAAGAUAUCAUAAGACUCGAGGACGAUGAACGCAAGGAAGGGGAGAACUACAAGGAAUCCCAGAAAACUCUUGAAUCUGUAGUAAGACAAUCAGUGGGAAGACUUCCCAAGACAGAGAAACCCUGGGAUAACGUUCGCAUCAAAGCCCCCUUCCAAGAGGAAAUCAGAGAGCAUAUCUGGCGUAGACCAGACAGAGUCAAACCGCUAAAUGAACUGAAGCUAAGAGGUCUUACUCAUUUAAAAGGAAAGCAGGCUGGAGGUCAUCUGCAUAUGCUGCUACAAAGGUCAACCGGUACUCAGAGAGAACUGAUGGAACAAGAUCUGAAGUCAAAUAUUCUCCCGAUUCAUCAAAUUCUACAAGUGAAGGCUGAAGAUUAUCAUGGAGUAACAUUCUACACUUACAUACUUCAACGCACUGACGGGAGCGAAUUUACUUGCCAAGAGAACGAUUUCAUCAUGCUGAAACCGGACGACAUCUAUCAAAUGUUCAUGGCCUAUAGAUACCUUCUAGUCAGGCAGAGCAUAACAUACAGCGAAGGUCUCGCAGCUAUCAAGAGAUUCAUGCUUAGACAAAUCCGAGUACACUCUUCACAUGACCUACAGAUGGCUAUUGAGUGCAAUCUGAAAAAGACAAAUCUGACAAAGCCAAGAUUGUAUGGUCCAGAACUUGAAGACUUCCCAGCCUACCACAUCUUCUUCACACCGCCAGCAGUCACCUAUCUGAAUCACAAGAACGAAAAACGUCUGAUGGUAGUUAGUGAAAUUGAAAAGUACUGUGACGGAACGCUGAAGAUAAUAAAAGAACAGCUUCUAAAGAUGAAGGCAGAGCUGGAAGAAAAUCUUCAAGAGGCAUCGUCUUAUGUUCAAAAGGAACACUCUACAGUAGAGACAAUCUUAAAGGCCAUUGACGAUCGCCUUGAAAAGAGAAAUACGCUGAGGCAAUAUGAACAUGCACUUGGUAUGAGGAAGCACUACUUCAAGUCGCAGAAGCAAUAAGAGAAUGGCACUUGAUCACAAAGGGGGAGAUUGUUGGAGAUAUUUAAUUGUGAAUCAAGUUUGUCAUAGAUUAGCUUUAUAUUUAAUCCUUGUAUUUAAUUAGUGCAUAAAUUAGAUAGCAAUCGGGCCAAGUGUUAGGCCCAUAUAAACAGGCUAAAAAGCCUUGUACGCCUAACCUAAACCUCGCCUAUAAAAAGGGAGCCGGGGGUUUAGGAUUAGGUUAACGUCGUACUUAUUCUACAUAGCCUUACGCGCAUACUUUUGUGUUGUACGAGUUCACGGUCUAUCAAAGAGGGUUUUACGUUGAUUCAUUCUGUGUUCAUCCUUACGUUUAAUCUUCGUUGUUAGAUCGUUAUUCAUUGCUGUUACAGAAACAGGGACUAACAACUACCUACAGAGGAAUCAUAGGAUCUUUGUUGUAUCUGACUGCAAGCAGACCAGACAUUUCAUUCUCUGUUGGAAUUUGUGCCAGAUACCAGUCAAAGCCCAAGGAGAGCCAUCUUAGUGCUGCAAAGAGAAUCAUCAGAUAUAUCAAAGGAAAUCCAAAUGCAGGCCUAUGGUAUCCAAAGGGAGGUAACUUUGAACUAAUUGGUUACUCUGACUCAGAUUUUGCAGGUUGCAGAUUAGACAGGAAAAGCACCUCUGGUCAUUGCCAAAUGCUAGGAGGAAGGCUUGUUUCCUGGUUUAGCAAGAAGCAAAAUUCAAUCUCAACAAGUACAGUAGAAGCUGAAUACAUUGCAGCUGGGAGUUGUUGUGCUCAGCUACUCUGGAUGAAGCAACAGUUGAAGGACUAUGGCAUUCAAGCAAAGGAGAUCAAAUUGUUGUGUGACAACACCAGUGCCAUUGCCAUCACUCAGAAUCCAGUUCUUCACUCCAGGACAAAGCACAUUGAGAUCAGACAUCACUUUAUCAGAGAUCAUGUUGAAAAAAAGCACAUAUGCAUGGAGCAUGUGCCAACAGAAGACCAGCUUGCAGACAUUCUGACAAAGCCUCUUCCAGAGGCUAGAUUCAACAAACUGAGAGAGGAAUUGGGAAUGAUGGAUGAAAUCCCAAGAGAAUGUUGAGAAGGAAGGCCCUCUGUUACAAAAUCUCUGCUAACAGAAUACCUGUUGCAGAACCCCUUCUGUUAACCCCUUUUUAUUCUCAAUCCUGAACAGAGCACCCCCUUUUCUAACAGAACACCUCUGCAACAGAAAACCCCCCUUUCUUAUCUUCAGAAAACCUCUUCUUAUAUCUAACAGAAAAGGUUGUGGACUUAGCAAAAUUCUGAAAAACCGGGUGACCUAGUAAAUUAUUAAAGGUCUUUUACCCUUUUACCCUUAAAACGGUAUACAGCCGCAAAAUAUUUACUGCGCCCCCUUUUUCAUUUAUUGGUACCUUGGAACCGCAAAUUAUCUCAAACGUCCACUAACCCGUACCCAUAUAUUCCCCUCAUUUCAACCUAAACCGUUACUGCUCCCAUUACUCUCAAGCUUUCGCACUCUUAUUUCUCCAAAACUCUCAACCGCUAAAUUCAACUAUGGCUUUCUUGAACUUCACUGAUCUUUCCAAGGAACAAAAAGCAACCCUGCUCAAGAAUGUGUUGACAGGGAUGAAGUGUGAACUGAAUGUUCUACCCAGAUUUGCUGAGAAAAGAGAGAGGAUGACCAAUAUCAUUGACGGGCUGACAGAGUGUCAACUAAGCAAGGUAAUCACCUAUGCUUAUGAAGUCUACAGCAACAUUGACACUGUUGAGUUCUAUCUCAACGCGUCCUUCGAGGAUGAAACCAUCACUUCCAGUGUCCAAGGAGAAGAAAUACUGGUUGAUGUUGACGUCAUCAAUAAAGUAUUUGACAUUCAACUAGAGGAAGGCAGGGCCUCUCUAUUUGAUUUGGAGGAAGCUGAUAUCUCUGUUCUUGAAUUCAAAAAGAACUAUUGCAGGAAAGGGGAAGAGGUGGAAAAGGUAAACAUAAAGAAAAAUCUGCUCAAGAAGGACUUUGAGCUGCUCAUCAACAUUUUCCACAAAUGUGUAUGGUGCAAGUUUACCUCUACUGAUGAUGUUACUACUGCAAAUGCCAAGGCCCUAUAUGCAGUACAUCAUGGGGUAAAUGUCAACUGGGGUCAGGUAAUGGUUCGGUCUCUGAUUGAGUUCAUCAAGAAGAAGAACCCCAAGACAGGCCUUUACUCUGGAAAGUUAGGGCAUGGGCUGCUCAUCUCAGAACUGCUUCUCAAUCAUGGUGUAACCUUGAGGAAGGCAACACCUCUGGAUCACACAAAGGUAAUCUUCCUAUCUGCCUCUCCAAACAGGGAAAUAGCUAUUAAGGCAGAGCUGAAGAGACAGCUUCAGCUUGACAAUAAAAGACAACAAGGAGACAAGGUGCAGAAACCCCUCUCUGAAGCACCUUCUGUGGAGAAGAAGAAGAAGAAGAAGAAGGUGAAGAAAACAGAACUGGUUGCUCCUCCUUCACCCAUGAAGGCUGGACAGAAAAGGAAGAGGACCAUCAAGACCAAAAAGAAGGUUGCUAAACCUUUGAUCACCAUGUCUGAGAAGGUGGCAGACAUUCAGGGGGAACCAGAGAACCCCACCUCUGUUGCCACUCCAGAACAGAAUAGGGUGCCAACUCCAACAUAGCACCCCAGCACAGGCAAACAAGGGUAUCUUUCUUUGCUAGAUAGACAGUUUGCCCGUGUUCUAGAAUGGAGAAGAUGGAGGAUGGGACCCCUUCACAAGAUCCUCCAGUUCUUUGAUCAUUAUGAGCCUGAAGAAGAGGACAUACUGAAGUGGGUAGGCACUGAUGAUGUCUUCAAGUGCUUUGCCCUCAACUUCCUCCAUUCUGUCCUUGAGAAGAAGAAGGCAGGUUACAAGGGAAAAGCUGUUCUCAUAUCCUCACCUUCGGAGGAGACAGUCAAACCCCUGCAAGAAGGAGAGAUAGAAGCAUUUGAGGAAUGGCUCUUUGCCAAGAAGGCAACAGAGUCUGUACAACCCAACUUUGACCCAGGAGAACCUUCUGUACCUAAGACAGAAGGGCAAGCUAUGAUGGAGCUCAUCAGGGAAUGGAGGACUUCUUUGUUUGAAGAAAAUAUAAUUGAGGUAAUCUCUCCAACUCCUUCUGUUCAUAUCUUAACAGAACCCCAAGUCCCUUCCCUUCUUAUUACAAUAGAAACCCCUCCAACAGAAAACCCUCAACCCAAAUCCCCAGAACAGAAACCCCCCACCUCUCCUCACUCCUCAAAUAAGAAAACCAAAUCACCUUGCAAAGAAAUUAUCCCUAUCAGAAACCGCUCCCCUUCACCCCCACCAUCUCCUCCUCAACAGAAUGCCUCCCCUCAACAAAACAUUCCUUCUCCCCAACCUUCACUCCAACACCAGAAUUCCUUCCCUCAAUAGAAAUCCACCUCUACUCAAAAUAACCCCUCACCCUCUCCUGCAGCAAAUUCACCCAGAACCUCUCUACACUCUGCUGCAUCUACUCCCAAGAGACAGCCUCUUCACCGCAUUCUAUCAUCUGAAAGUGAUAAUAAUGGCUUCUUGUCAUCUUCUCUUGCUGGAGACCUUACAUCUAAACGCCAACCUACUCCUCCCAGAGAGCCCUCUCCCCAGAAACCCUCUCUGCAACAGACCAGAAGGCCUCCCAUGCACAGGUCCAGAGGACUAGGAAUGCCAGAGCCUGAAGACUCUAUACCUCAAAUUCCCUUCAACAAGUUUGUUGAAACAGCAGAAGAAUUUGGUGGUCAAGUCCUGGAAGGCAUGGACAAACUGAUCCAGAUAAAUGAUAAGCACUUUGAGUACCUUGCUCAUGUGAAUGAUAAUCUCAAUUCUGGGAUGCAGUUUAUCUCAGACCGCUUUGAAAACCUCACAGAAUCACUCCACAACUUCAUGGCCUCCUCCUAUGCCAGAACAGAUGCACUGUCAACAGAAGUGGUAGGUAUUCACAAGACCCUUUCUGUUUUUCAGCAAACUCUACUCAAUCAAGGAUAGGCCAUCAGCACAAUCUCAGAGAAUCUUGAGGCACUGCAAAGAUCUGACACCAGAACUAAGAAGCAACUGAUUUCCAUAGAGGAAAUGUGCAGAGCCCAUCAAGAUCAAGCUCAACAUCUUCUCUCUGCUGACAGAGACAGAUACCAGAAGAUGGUCCUGCUAGAAGCCAACAACAAGGACAUCUUCUCUGCUAUUCAGAAGCAACAAGGACUGAUAGAAGGCCUCACUUCUGUCACUCAGACCUUACCAGAGGCCCUUGAGCAGAUAGCCUCCUCCCAGGCCUCAGAGUUCCAGAAGAUUAGCCUUAUGCUAGAGGACCUUAAUGAUGCCAAAAAGGGGGGAGAGGACCCUCAACAGACUAAGCCUCGGUCCACCAGAACUCCUGCUAGAGCAUCCUCUUCUGCUGAACCAAUAGUAGAUCAUGCACCAUACUUUGAAGCUGCUUUACAGAAAAAGAGAGUAGCAGGUAUACCUAGACCCCCAUCUCCAGCAAAGAAAGGCACCAAGAAGAAGAAAAUCCUCAGUUUUACUGAGUGGAGAUUGGGUGGAUCCCAGAAAAUUGAUAGAGUUCAAAUUGUAGAAAUGAAGAUGAAAAUGACUCUCACCCAACAAUAGAACCUCUUUCUAGAUAAGGAUGGUGUUGUAUGAGUCAGAUAUGGGGGAUCCCUGGAAGAAGCUGAAGAUUGGUACAAUAAGAAUAUUGUCCCUGGCAAGACAAUACAUGAAGGAGUUCUCAGCUAUCUGGAUUGCAAGCUAUCUCCCAUAUGGGCAUCCUAUCAAAGCUCUGGUAACUUAUCUCAGAUCAGAGCAGAAAUCAAUGAAGAGCUGCUAAGGCUUCAAAGAUUGGAGGAAGAAGCUCUGCAAGCAGCUACUAUGGAGAAUGUGUAAGAAAUAUCUCUGUAAACUGUACCUAAUAAAAUCACAUCUCUGCCUUUCACUUUGUAAGGAUUUUUCUCAAUUUCUGUCUCUUUGCUUUCUGCCUGUGUUUGUUUGCUAUUUGAAUUUUUAUCUGCUAUCUGAAUGUAGUGUACUCUUACUAUUUUCCUGUGCCAAGUUGCCCACCAAGAUUUUAAUGAAAGUUUUUAAACAUUAUUCCUUUAUGGUGAAGGCACUUCUCUGGAAAUAGUUAAAGGGUUUUGGCAUCAUCAAAAAGGGGGAAAUUGUAAGGAAUAUUUGUAAUUAGAUUUUGAUGAUGCUAGAUUAAUUAGGACUUUAGAGUACCCCUCUUUAGACUUAAUGUAUUAGAAUUUUCCUUUGUAAAAGUUCUUAGUAUAAUCGACUACCAGAAGGCCUCCAGAGCAGAAGACCUCCUGACAGAAGUUCUUUGGUUCUCUGCCGUAGAACAGAACACCUCAGGGUCUCUGUUAGCCUUUACUCUGACAGAAACCCUCCUGGUUCUCUGUUGGAUAUCUUCUCAACAUAAGUGCUCAAGACCUUCUCUGAUCAACUCUCUGUUAAAGACACCAGAAGGCCUGACACUUAGAAGAAUUCCACCAAGCCGGGAAACCAACUGAAAGAUUCCUUCAACGGCUAGGAGUCUUGAACGGAAAAGCUACAGUGCGCGCAUUAAAUGCACAUUUAAUGCUCCCCAUACUCCGUAGAGUAAUUGCAGAUGAUUGGCCGCAAUGUCAGGAUUACUUUAUCCCAAAAUAGUAACCCGCCAACUUUACCGGGUCCUACUAGUCAAGUCAACUGCUCGCUCAUUUAAUGCAGUUGUCCUCCUUCUCCUCCAACGGGAAGACAACCUCAGUAUAAAAGAUACACUACGAAGAACAACCGGAUAACUUUGCUAACUUUUGCUACAACUCUGCAUACAAGAUAUUCAAAGGCCAAAAACGCAAAAAGCCUCCUUGAGAUUAAAACUUCAUCAUCCUUUACAAGAGAAGGCAGAAGUUGGAAAAAUCCUUAUUUCCAAAUCAAGCAAAGUUCCAAGUGUUCUUCAACUCUUCAAGCUCGUCACCUACAAAUUCUUUGUAACGAAGCAAGUUGGAGAAACCUCUGUUCUAAAUAGAACCUCUUCUUUCACAAGAAGGACGUCCAAGUACCUGGAGCAGUGAAGUGGUGAUACUUCUGGAAAGCUCAGUGAAAGGACCAGUCUUAGGGAAGCCGGAAGUGCAUCCAAGAAGACAUCUACACUUGAAGAAGACGUGGAGAGCUUCUUAAGUGAUUGGGCUAAGGCAUUGUAAACGGAAGUUUUUACAAGCUUAGUGGAAUAGUGGACUAGAGGAACAAGUUGUUCCUUGAACCACUAUAAAAAGCCCUGGUGUCAGUUACUUACUGCUUUACUUUCAUUGUUUUUAUUUGAACUGUUUAACUCCAAAGACUUGGUAUCUGUGUUCAGCAGAACUUGUCUUGUGAGUUAACAGAAGGCCUACUGCCUUUGCUUCUCUGAGGCUACUAACAGAACUCCCUACCAGAACCCCAUCCGCUGUCAGUCUGUUCUGUCAACAGAACAGGCUAUUCUGUUAAAUCUUGUACUUAGCUUGAAAAAGUUAAAAAACCAAUACAGUCUAUUCACCCCCCCUCUAGACUGUAUCCAGUACAAUCGGGACCAACAGAGCUCAUGGAUCUCGUGAAGGUAAAGGAGAAAAAUAGGGCGGGUACCAUCCCCUAUGUUAGGUGGCUCGGGCUCAUUAUUCAUGAAACUCUGCAAAAGCACCAAUCCAUACCAGCCAACCAACCAACCUCCACAGCCCGAUCAACCCAAAUCUUCAACCAACCAACAACCACAUGCUUCCAGUAAAAAAUGAAACCUAGUCACCCUAUCUAGCCUGGUCGAGCUAGACGAAACAUCCCGAGGCGUAUCUCCUAGAGAUAUUGUUCGAGGAGGGGAUGGAAGUCCUAUUGAUGUUACCUCUGGUACAUCCUCACAAUCAGGCCAUCAGUCAGAACAUAGUUCAGAACUGAUGACAAUGGGAAAUCCUUGUGAUCCCGGUGUUCCAGAGUACAGGUCUCCGACACCACCAAGUCAACCAACUCCUACCACUCCUUCAUCAGACACAAUGCACGACGAACUUGAAAAUAUCAUUGUACAUGACAAGUGGCCUAAGAAAUGGACGGAGUGGGAUCAAAUUCGCAGUGACGAAGAAACUGAGGACAUGCAGCGGAGCUGGUACUUGCGAGAACUAAUCGCCAAAUGUGCAGUAGAUAUCAUUCGGCUUGAUGAAGAGGAACUCAAAGAAGGGGAAAAUUAUAAAGAAACUCCCAAGGAAUUGGAAUCAAUAAUCAGAAAAACGGUGGGACGACUUCCCAAGAAUGAGAAACCUUGGGAGAACAUUAGAAUCAAAGCCCCCUUCCAAGAGGAACUCAGAAAGCGUGUCUGGCGUAAACCGGAGAAGGUCAGGCCUUUAAGAGAACUGAGGGUUCACAGACUUACACAUUUGAAAGGAAAAGAAGCAGGAGGUCACCUACACAUGCUACUUCAUAGAUCUUCAGGGUCUCAACGACAACUUUUGGAAAAAGAUCUGAAGUCUAGUACACAUCCUGUCCAUGCAAUACUACAAGUCAAAGCCGAAGAUCAUCAUACAAUCAGAUUCUACUCCUACAAAGUCCAGCGCACUGACAGUAGUGAAUUUGAAUGCCAAGAAAAUGACUUCAUAAUUCUCAAAAUGGAUGAUAUCUAUGGGAUGUUUAUGGCGUACAGAUACCUACCGGUCAGUAGCAAUCAAACUUACAAAGAAGGCUUUGAGGCAAUCAAGCGGUUCAUGAUGAGACAAGUCCGAGUCAACGCUUCCCAUGACUUCCAAAUGGCUCUAGAGAAUAAUAUCCCAAAAGCUAAUCUAUCUCAGCCAAAACUGUAUGGUCCGGAGCUUGAGGACUUCCCUGCAUACCACAUCUUCUUCACUCCACCCGCAGUAGUCUAUCUGAACCACAAGGAUGAAAAACGUCUGAUGGUGGUUGAAGAGAUCCACAAAUUCUGUGAUGGGACGUUGAAAAUCAUCAAGAGAAGCUAAGAAAAACAAAGGAAGAGCUUGACAAAAGACUUGAGGAUGCAUCUACAUAUACUCAAAAGGAGCAUGAAGUGGUGACUUUGAUUCUGAAAGCAAUUGAUGAAUGCUUAGAAAAGAGAAACAUCCUCAGACAAUAUCAGCAUGCACUUAACCUCAGGAAAAACUACUUUAGAGCUCAGAAAGAAAACAAGACGGCACUUGAGCAUAAAGGGGGAUAUUAUUGAAGAAUAUUUAUUGUGAAUCAAGUUUGUCAAGAGUCUUGUAUUAAUAUAGCCUUUAUUACGCCUUAAUGUAUUCAUUGUGUGUAUUUAUUAGAGUAGUAAAGGUAAUGUGUAUUCACAAGAAUAAAAGAAACCUAGUGAGAGAAAGUCUGGCGAUCCUUUUCAGUGCAUGACGGCAAACCCAUCUUCGGUGGCUCCGCCGCCGGGAGGCGGACGAGCAUGGGAGGGGAAAUCCUUUGCAGACGUGGUGGCUAAUCGAAAUGAUUCUAUUUCAAACAAAGCUCCAACAAGAUACAAAGGUAUGCCUGCGAUCUCGUUUACAGAAAAGGAAAUUCAAACGUUUGCUGACAAGCACAAACGAGCUCUUGUAGGUAAUUUUUAUAAAGGAAAACCUAGCCUGCUGAUUUUACGUAAAGCAUUUGAGAUUAUUGGAUUUAAAGGGUCUUUUCAUUUGGGAACCCUAGAUCCAAAACAUGUGCUGAUACGUUUUGAUUUAGAGGAAGACUUUGUUCGUUGUUGGAAUCGUCAAUCUUGGAUGAUCCAAGGAAAUAUUAUGGGGGUUACUAAGUGGACACCUGCAUUUCGCCCUAAUGUUGAAUCACAUAUUGUGCCGGUUUGGAUUGCUAUGGAAGGGUUAGCUAUACACUUACAAGACAAACAAGCUCUUUUUGAGAUUGCAAAUCUUGUAGGCAGGCCAUUAAAGUUAGAUGCGGCUACUGCUUCGCUUGCUAAGCCAGCUGUUGCUAGAAUUUGUGUGGAAUUGGAUCUCACUAAGGAGAUGCCCAAUAAGGUGUGGAUUAACUGUGGUGCAUAUGGGUUUUCUCAACCCAUUCUGUAUGAGAACAGACCGGAUUACUGUCAAGGCUGUCUUCAUUUGUGUCAUUCAGAAUCCAAAUGUCCCAAAAGACAGCUACAUAUAGAAUUGACUGGAGAGAAGGGACAAAAUAACAAAUGGAUGCCUACAACAGAAAAACAGCAGAAAAAAUAGACAAGGCAGGAGAAAGGGAAAGGAAAAAUCACAGAGCAAAAUAAAAUUCCAGAACAAGAACAUGCUAGCAAGCCAUCAUCCUCCAAAUCUGCUCAUGUAGAAAUCACUUCUGAAUCAGAGGAAGAAGAGAUCCGCCUGGAUCCUGUUGAUAAACCUUCAAUAGACAUAAAAAAUACAGUGAAAGAACUGUUAAAAAAGGAAGUCCCAAGCAUUACUAUCACCAAUAACAAAGAGAUUACUGACAGUAAGGAUGACACUUACAUCAAGGAAGUUGAGCCUCUCUUUGAUAUUAUUUAUGAAGUUGAACCCAGGGAAUGUUACUCAGAAGGGGAGGAGGACAUUACUGUCAAACCAGACACAUUCAUGGAAUCCUCAACAGAAAUCUGCACAAAAAUUGAAGGAAUAGGUAAACAGAAGGAGCAGAAGAGAGCACAAAUUAAUGAUACUGUUGAAGAAAUACACAAACAAAGAGAGAAAGAACUGGAUACAGGAGGGCAGAACACUGAAACUGAAUCCGAUGACUUGCAGUACAAUGAUCCAUCUGCAAGGGAAGAAGAACAGAGUAAAGGAAACAACAGAUUAAACAAAAAACAGGUCACACAAGAUAUUCAACCAAAGAGGAAUACUAGAAGUGCAGCAAGGGGAGGAGGGGUCCCUCUUUCUAAAUGAAUUGCAUUAUUUGGAAUGCUAGGGGUCUGGAUGCCUCCAGUACCAGACUUAGUUCCCUAGCUAUUCAAUGGAGGGUGAAGCUUCUAAUUGUCAUUGAACCUAUUGUUGAUAGAAGUAGAAUGGAUCUCUUCAAAAAUGUUUUGGGUUUCAGUGAUGCUCUGUCUUCUUCUAUAAAUAAAAUUUGGGUAUUCUGGGAUUCUUCAGUCUUGGGAAUUUCUGAUUUUACAUGGCAUGCCCAAUCUGUCCAUUUCAAGGUGGUUAGCAAUGAUUUUGAAGGCUGGGUUACUGGUGUUUAUGGGAAACACAAUUAUCAUACUAGAAGAGAGUUAUGGGAUAGUCUUGCUACUAUUUCUCUAUCUAUGACCACGCCUUGGAUGGUGGGAGGUGAUUUUAAUGAGAUAGCAGCUUAUAGUGAACAUCAAGGGAGCUCUAUGACUAUUAUCAGAGGUAUUAAUGAAUUUUCUGAUUGCAUAUCUGCCUGCAAUUUGAUUGAUCUCCCUUAUGAGGGGCCUAAAUUUACUUGGUCUGGGGUUAGAGCUAAUGGUAGGGUCUGGAGAAGACUAGACAGGGUCCUUUUUAACAAUCAUUUUAUAAACAAAUUUGAUUCUAUCAAGAUUUCCCUGUUAAAUAAGACUCCCUCAGACCAUAAUCCUAUUCUUAUUCAAUUUUCCAACUUAAGCUUGUCUGGUCCUAGAAGCUUUAAAUUUCAGAACAUGUGGUUUCAAAAUAGGGAUUUUCUGGAGUUUAUUAAAACUAAGUGGGAUUCUGGGAAAACUGGUGGUGGAAUGAAAGGGUUGAUUACUAAGAUUCAGGUCCUUAAAAAGGAACUCAGGAUUUGGAACAAGGAAGUUUUUGGAAACAUCUUUGAUGAUAUAAAAUUAUGUGAGAAGGAAGUGCUGGAAUCAGAAAGGAAGUUUGAGGAAAACCCUUGUGACAUUAAUAGAGAAGAUUUAUUCCACAAAAAGGGUCUGCUCACACAAAAAUACAAGUUGGAGAAAAAAUUUUGGAAGCAGAAAGCACACAUUAAUUGGCUUAAAGAAGGUGACAGGAAUUCAAACUUCUUUCAUUUAUAUGUCAAGAUUAGACAAAGAAAACAGAGUAUUACCUCUAUCAAGCAAUCUGCUGAUAACAUCCUCACUUCUCUUUCUGGUAUUGGUAAUGAGGUUGUCAGAUUCUUUACUAACCUAUACACUGAAAAGAAUCCAGUCAGUUAUGAUGAAAUGCUACAAUACAUACCACAGAUUAUUAACUAGGAUGAUACUAAUAGACUUAUGGUCUUGCCUACCCCUAAUGAAGUUAAAGCAGCUGUUUGGGAUCUCAACCAGAACAGUGCACCUGGGCCAGAUGGUUUUCAUGGUAAAUUCUUUAAGAAAUGUUGGUCCAUUGUGGGAAUGGAUGUUAUCAGAGCAGUGCAAGAGUUUUUUAUGGGCAUUCCAAUUCCUAAAGGCAUGUCUAGUGCGUUGAUUGUUUUAAUACCUCAAAUAGAUAACCCAUCUUCUUUCAGUGACUUUAGGCCUAUUUGCUUAUCCAACUUUAUUAGCAAAAUAUGCACUAAAGUGAUGGUUAAUGGAUUAAGGGACAUUAUGCCUAAAAUCAUUUCUAAAGAGCAGGCUGGAUUCAUGGCUGGCAGAGAUAUUGCAGAUCAAAUCUUAAUUGCUCAGGAGUUGAUCCACAGUAUAGACAAAAAGAUAAGGGGGACCAAUCUUGUGAUAAAACUUGACAUGGCAAAGGCUUUUGACAAGGUUUCUUGGCAGUUUAUGAGUGCUAUUUUACUGAAAUUUGGAUUUUGCAGUCCAUUUGUUCAUCUGGUUAUGAAUAACCUUAGGGCUACUUUUCUUUCUAUUCUAAUCAAUGGUUCCCCUCAAGGGUUUUUCAAGCCUACCAGAGGAGUUAAACAAGGGGACCCCCUAUCCCCUUUUCUUUUUAUUAUUGCAGCAGAAGCUUUUUCAAGGGGUCUUAAUGGAUUAAUGGAAGCUGGAAAAAUUAAACAGUUCUGGUUGGGUAAUCAUGGUUUCCCUAUUUCUCACUUGGGCUUUGCAGAUGACCUAUUGAUCUUUACUAAUGGGGAGACUAGAUAUGUUUCCAAUUUCAAAAAAUUCUUGCUCAGCUAUCAGUAGGCUAGUGGGCAGGAAGUUAAUUUUAAAAAAAGUACCUUUGUUUGUGGCCACUCCCCCCAGCCAGACAGAUGAAGAUCAAGGAUACACUUGGAAUGAAAUUAUCUUCCUUACCUAUUAAAUACCUGGGAGUUAAUCUCCAUAAAGGCAUUAACAGGUUUCAGUAUUGUGGAAGCAUUAUCAACCAGUUUGAAAAUAAGCUCACCCCUUGGAAGAAAAGAAAUCUUUCUCAAGGGGGAAGACUUAUUCUCAUAAAACAUGUUCUGAAUUCUAUUCCCCUACAUACUUUGGCAGUGGAUAAUCUGCCUAAAAAAGUCAUUUCAGUUCUUAACAGAAAAAUGGCUUCAUUUUUUUGGGGUUCUUCUAAUAAUAAGAACAAAUAUCACUAGAUAAAGUGGUCCAAGCUGUGUUAUCCAACUUGGGAAGGUGGUUUGGGCAUUAGGGCCUUGGAGGAUAUUGAAAAUGCUUUUUCUAUUAAACUUUGGUGGAAGUGGCAAACUGAGGAAUCCUUUUGGUCACAAUUUAUCAAAGCUAGAUAUAACAGAGGAGGGAACAUGUUACCUAAAAUCACUGAUUCUGCAAUCUGGGGAAGAAUUUGCUCAAUUCAUGAUAAGGCUUCUAGCCUCUGUACUUCUGAUGGCUCUGGAAAAUUACUAUGGAAUGAGGAGGAUGAUGGUCAUUUUUCCUUCAAAUCUGCAUAUGAAGAGGUUAGAGAUCUCUCUUAUAACCAAGAAAUCUAUCAGAACAAUUGGGAAUCUAAGCAGGAGCUCAAAAUAAAACUUCUUUAGUGGAAAAUUGUUAGGGGAAUCAUUCCUACAUCUGACAAGCUUGGAAGAUUUAACAGAGUUCUUAAUCCUUCAAUUUGUCCCCUGUGCAGAAAUAAUAGUGAGACCAUGAAUCAUAUUUUCUUUCAAUGUCAGGUGGUUAAGGAGAUUUGGGCUUACUUUUGGGGUAUUCUGGGUUUUCAUAACAACCCAACAGUAGAAUUUUAUCCUAUGAGAAUGAAAUGGAAAGGAAAUGGUACUUCAAGUCUGCUUAACGUAUUUAAGAGGAAUAUUACAGGCAUCAUUUUGUGGUUCAUUUGGAAAACCUACGCAUCUCUAAUUUGGGGAUCUGGUAGAAAUCAAAUAUCAGCUCAGCAAAGUAUUACUCAAAUCAAGAUUUACACUCAGUCUUGGGCGACUACCUUAUCUGGCCUCAAAAUUAGAUCUAUUGAGACUACUCUAUUUCAGGAACAGAUGAUUCCAAAAUAUUUCAAGAUUAAUCAUACAAGGCCACGAAUUGUUAAAUGGCAAAAACCGAAGCAAAAAUGGAAGCUUAAUGUAGAUGCUAGAUACUUAGCUUCUUCGGCUUCAGGAGGUGCGAUACUUCGAGACAAAACUGGGCAGAUGGCUCAGGCAAUCAGCUUCUCUCUGCAAGCUAGCUCGGUGUUGGAGGCAGAGUUGAAAGCAAUUCAUCAGGCUGUGAAGUGGGCGGCGGAAGAAGGAUAUGAGGAUAUAUAUGUCGAAUCGGAUUCUUCGUUGGCCAUUGAAUACAUAGCAGGCAAAUCUUCAAGAAGAUGGAGCGACUUGCUUUUGGAAACCGCAGAUAUGGCUUUUAGGAAAGGGUUUUUGUUCGGACAUACCCUGAGGGAAGGGAAUUGGGUUGCCCACUAUUUGGCUGAAACGGGCUCCUCUAACAAAUAUAGUAGCCCAAAUCAGUUGCCCACUUGUGCUAAACAGGCUUAUUGGAUCGACUUAUUUGGCAUUCCCUCUAUUCGUUUUUAAUUAUUAUUGUUUUGUUUGUAUUGAGAGGCUUUGGUUUGGCCCUCCUCUCAUGUAAUAAUCUGAUUCUAAUAAAAUCCUGGUAAAUGACACCCGGCAUUUACCCCACUAAUUUUGGUGGUUUGCCUUCCGGGUUAAAAAAAAGGUAAUGGGGCCUAAGUUGUCAGACCCAUAUACCUGGCGUAAAGCCUGUACGCAAACCUACAUGUGCAUAUAAAAGGCGCUUAAGGAUUAGGUUUGCGUUAACUUUUGCAUUCGAUCUUAUCAGCCUCAGAGCUUAUCAUUUUUACUGUAGAAGUUCACGGUAUAUCAAAGACGAGUUUUUGGAUCUCUAGAGCAUUUAUCUUUCUGUUAUUCUCAUCUUUGUGUAUCGAUAUAUUGCUUUAAUCUAUAAACAGCUGAUCUUGAGGUGCUUGGGGCUGAUUAUAGUUCCUAGACUGGUGCUGUUGCUGAUUUCCUUACCCGUAAGUCCCUUGUUCCUGUUGUUCGUAGGGCUGAUUGUAGUAGCCCUGCCACUGAGAAUAAAUCACAUUAACUUGCUCUACUCCAGGGGCUGCCGAGUGUGCCAUCAUAGUGCACUCAUGCGUCCAAUGGAGUCCCCCACAUGUAGUACAAGAAGGACUAAUAGGACCGGGGGCUACCAUAUUAACACUGGGCACCGCGAGAGCAAGAUCCACCUUUUUCCCUAUAGCAUCCACGCUGGCUGUGAGCUUCUGCACCAUGCUUGCCAAUGUAUCUACUCGUGCAGAGAGAGCAGAAUUAUCACUGAUCUCGUAUAGGCCCAUAGCUUUUUGCUGAGGAGAACUCUUGUCGUUGUACCAAGAUGCAUUAUUUGAAACAAUCUUCUCCACUAGUUCUUCGCCAACCUCAGAUGGUAAAUCAGGAAAGGCUCCGCCACCCGAAGCAUCCAGCAUCAUCUUUCCUUCAUUGUUGAGUCCGCUAUAGAAGUAGAAAAGAACCUCACAAUUAGUCAAAUUUCCCUGAGGGCAAGCUCUUCUCAGCACCUUGAAUCUCUUCCUUGCUUCAGCCAGUGUUUCUAGAGAUCCUUGCUUGAACUCUUGUAGUUGCUUCUUCAACUUCAGGGUCUGACGUAGGGAAUUACUCUUUAAUAAAGGCACUAUGCAGCUGUUCCCAAGUCUGGAGGUGGUGGUGAGGAUAGCUGUCCAAACACCUCUGCGCAUCGUCCCUCAAUGAGAAAGGGAAAAGCAUCAUUCUUACCUGAUCAUCAGUUAACCCAGGUAUCUUAAAAGUCUGGCACAUCCUCAGAAAGCGGGUAAUAUGCGCCACUGGGUCUUCUAUAGGGCCUCCUCCAAAUUGGUUAUUAGACACCAUGCUUGUCACCGCCGGCUUGAUCUCGUAAUGGUUGGCAGUAAUUCCCGGCACUUGAAUGCUAUCAUACUCUGAGACGUCUGGCGUAAGGAACUCUGCAAUGGUCUGGCACUGAUAGAGUGGAUUAUUGUGCGGUACAUAAUCAUUUUGUGGAGGAGUCUGCUGUCUAGGCUGGAAAGCUGGUUGUUGAGCAGGUGGGACUUGGGGUGGAUUACGGUAUUGGUUCUGGUAAGGAUCUUGGUAUUGUGGCUGAUUUUGGAAUAGGUUUUGGGUGACUAGUGGUGGAUUCUUUCUGGGCUGGAAGACGGGAAUACUCUGCCCUGCUCCUUGCAUCCCAUAGACUUGGUUUUGGAAAUUAGUUUCAGGAGCAGUGGGGGUAUUUUGAAAAAGUUGAUAUAAUGGAGGGAGGUUAAAUUGUGGUGAAGGCUGAUUUUGGGAAAAAAUUGGAGUGCGGUAGUUUUGAAAACCUGGAGGGUUUCUAGGUGAAAUUGGUGGAGAAGAUUGGAGUGAUGUGUUGAUGUAGAAUCUUGUUGAGAUGUAGUGUUAGGGUUACCAGACAUCCCUGCAGUUCCAGAUGAAGAUUGAUGGUCCAUGAUGAUUUUCUCCUUUUGGGCCUUGCGGUUCUGUCUGUCGAGCUUUUCGAUCUCAAGAUUAAGAGGGAUUAGCGAUUCUCCCCUCUUAGAACGUGUAUGCCUACGAAAAACUAAAAACGGACCGCUAAAUCAAUUUAACCCUUAAGACCGACACCGUCCCCGACAACGGCGCCAAAAACUGAUAUGAGUUUUCUCGCACUUAAAAUAUAUUGUAAUAUAGUAGUGUAAGUACGAGUAUCGUCUCCACAGGGACGGACAAAAGGCAAUUAAAAAUUAAUUAAAUUCAUCGAUUAAAAAUAAAUAAAAUAAAUGCAUCGUGCGAGAUUUGGUUGAUUUGAAAAUUAACUAAUGCGAAUGAGCAAAUAAAAAUAAUUGAUUGGGUUUGUUGGGCCGCGGGUAUGCGGUGUCAGCAAUCUGCCAUCCUGCCGGUGCAAUCAAACCGCGUGGCGCUUCGCUUGUGCUAUAAAGGGGGGGGGGGGGGGGGGAGUGUGCUACACUAUCAGCGAUUGCUUUUAGUGUAGUGGUAAGCGCAACCAACCACAAGUGGUAUCAGAGCCAAGGUCACGGGUUCGACCCCCGGCAACAGCAUGUUGCGCAGUUGAGGCUGGCAGGUCCUGGGGGGAGAUUGUUGGGCCGCGGGUAUGCGGUGCCAGCAAUCUGCCAGCCUACCGGUGCAAUCGAACCGCGUGGCGCUUCGCUUGUGCUAUAAAGGGGAGGAGCGUGCUACACUAUCAACGAUUGCUUUUAG